Cimex lectularius (bed bug) is the source of this 2974-nucleotide messenger RNA. RefSeq names its product protein disulfide-isomerase A5. Bases 128 to 2026 code for a protein of 632 amino acids. The transcript is spliced from 10 exons. Gene Ontology annotation, cellular component: endoplasmic reticulum. The record is from RefSeq and is a predicted model, not a curated record. NCBI's taxonomy places the organism in Eukaryota, Metazoa, Arthropoda, Insecta, Hemiptera, Cimicidae. Gene Ontology annotation, biological process: protein folding. Gene Ontology annotation, molecular function: protein disulfide isomerase activity.
CCUCCCAAUGAUCGUAGUGUAACGUGUAAACGUAACAUUCGUCGAAUCUACCGGCCGCAAAGUAUUGAUACUUUUGAUCUCGUACCAGAAACAGUUUUAGCCUGAUAUUUAUGACGUUGCCACAGUCAUGCAGAAAGGAUUUUAUUUUCUAUUCAUUUUGGUUACUUUUCUUGUGAGGGUUGAAUCCAAGCAGAACACAAAGGCAAAUGCCGUGGAAGAAGUUACAGAUGUUAAAGAUUUCAAAAAAAUUCUAAGGACUAAAAACAAUGUUUUAGUCUUAUUUUACAGUUCUCAGAAAUCAGCUUCAAAUAUGCUCAAAACGUUCAAAGAGGCUGCUGAAAUUGUCCGUGGGCAAGGAACCAUGUUAUUGGUCGAUUGUUCCGGUGAUAAAGAUAAAAAGCUCUGUAAGAAAUUAAAAGUCAAUCCUGACCCAUAUGUAUUAAGACAUUAUAAAGAUGGCGAAUUUCAUAAAGUUUAUGACAGAAAAGAAACUGUCAAUAGCAUAGUCAAUUUUAUGAGAGACCCAACUGGAGACCUACCAUGGGAAGAAGAGUCUUCAGGUGUUGAUGUUCAUCACAUACCAGAUUAUCAGGCUUUAGUUAGACUAUUGAAGAAAGAGAUGGGACCUGUAAUGAUAAUGUUCUAUGCCCCUUGGUGUGGUUUUUGUAAACAAUUAAAGCCGGAAUACAGUGCCGCUGCUACUUCACUUAAAGGAAAGGCUGUUAUGGCAGCAAUAGAUGUCAACAGGCCUAAAAAUGCGAUGGUCAGAAUGAAGUUCAACAUAACAGGAUUUCCGACUCUGUUAUACUUUGAGAAGGGUGAGCUGAAAAUGACAUACGAGGGCGAAAACAAGAAAGACGAUUUAAUAAAUUUCAUGAACAAUCCCACCGCUCCUCCUGUAAAGCCUAAAGAAGAAGAGUGGUCGGAGAGUGAUAAUGACGUCAUUCAUUUAACGAGUGAAACAUUUAAACAAUUCGUUGAAGAAAGUGCUUCGAUAUUGGUAAUGUUUUAUGCACCAUGGUGCGGCCAUUGUAAGAAGAUGAAACCAGAAUAUGAAAAGGCAGCAAAAACACUUAAGGAUAGCAAUUCUGAUGGAUUAUUGGCUGCAGUGGAUGCAACUAAAGAAAAAGAUUUGGCCAAACAAUACAACGUCAAGGGCUACCCGACAGUUAAAUAUUUUAAAAACGGCGAAUUCCUUUGGGAUCUUCCUUCUCUAAGGGAAGCCAGUAAAAUAGUAAGUUUCAUGAAGGAUCCAAAAGAGCCUCCGUCUCCACCUCCGCCACAGCCCGAUUGGGAAGAAGAAGAAUCAGAAGUUUUAUUUUUAAAUGUCGAAAACUUUAAGCAAACUUUAAAGAAAAAGAGGCACGUGUUGGUCAUGUUUUAUGCUCCUUGGUGCGGUCACUGCAAAAAAGCCAAACCUGAAUUUAGCGCUGCAGCCGAAGAACUUAAAGAUAACAUGAAAGUUUCAUUUGCAGCGUUAGAUUGCACUAAACAUCAAGCUGUUUGUUCUACAAUGGAAGUUAAAGGCUAUCCUACAUUCAAAUAUUUCAAUUACUACGAUAAAAAUAAACAAGAAUAUUCUGGUGGAAGAUUGAAAAAUGAUUUUAUUGCAUUUAUGAAAAAAAUGGAAAACGGUGAUCAACCACCUGUCGUUAAAGAAGAAAAACAGAAAAGUUAUUGGGAUGGAUUUCUCGCAGCUGAAAAAAUCGUUGACGUUUGUGAUCCUGCAUACAAGAAUAUAGUUCAAAAUGCCCAGACGUUAUUAGUACUUGUUCAUGACGGAACGAAUGCAGAUGUUAAGCUGAAAGAGUCUUUUGUUGCCCUAGCGACUGAAUAUCCUAGUCUAGCAACUUAUGGAUCCUGCGAUGCUAGGAGUAACAAACAAUUUGUCAUUGAGAAUAAGAUUCACUCUUUCCCAUCAUUGAAACUCUUCAAUAAAGGAAAAGUUAAAGACUUUCCCAAAUCAUAUGAAAAAAGUGAUAUGGUGAAAUUUCUCAAGAAAUUUUCCCCUAAAGAAGAGUUAUAAUAACAGAUGUAUGAUAUAGGACGGAAAAUGUUAAAUUUCUUAAUAUGCGACUUUUAUCAAAUGAGUGCUACUAAAUGUAUUUUUUAAGCUGGAUUUCACAUCAAGUUUCACCAAGACUGGACUUUUUUUAUAUGUUUUAAUGAAAUUAUCGCAAGGAGGGAACUCAGAUAUCUAUAGUUGUAAUUAUUGUGAUAUUAGAAACAAUCAAUUAUUUCCUUUUACUUAAAGUUAUUAAACAUUGGCUUCCAAACAUAACGUCGAUGUCUUGAAUUUUUUCUCAUAAGAUAAUAGAGAAUAAAUGGUUGUCUGCCUUUUAUAAUCAGCAUUGUUCCAGCGACUUGUUACAUUAUUUUUAUUUUGCGCCGUACCAGGAAUCAGUGCAUUAUAUUGAAUGCAAUUGUGCAUUAUAGUGUUUAAUUUGUAUAGCAAUUCAAAUGGGGUGAGCUUUGUAGGAUUAUAUAGGAAAAUAAUCUGUAUAUAUAUUUUUUUUUUUGUAAUUAAUCAGUAUUGUGAAUGUCAAUAAAAAUGAAAACUUUAAUGAGGAAUGUUGACGAAAAACAUACAUAUAUCAAUAAAAUAUAUAAUUUUUUAACCAUUUCUGCACGUUAUUAUUAUUUCCAUAAUUAAUAAAAAUAAUAAGUAUGCUUCUUUUUAUAAAAUUAAAAUAAAAUAUGUCUGGGUUUAAUUCAUGAUAUAAUUUUGCAGAUUUUAGAUUGUAUGCUAUUUGCAUUUUUCUAGAUGAAAAUGUUAAAAAAAUCUUAACACAACUUAAAUCAUCGUUGUAUCUGCUUCUUGUAGAAUUGUAUUUACAUGAAUUAUAUACACUGUAAUAGUGUUUUGGUUGUUUUUACAUGUAUAUUUGUUAUAAUUUAAAUUUGUAUUUAAGUUACUAUCAAGUGCCUUGUUAAAGAAAGUUUACAUCACUAAUAAAUAAGUUUAUAUUACUGA